This is a messenger RNA of Adineta ricciae, 597 nucleotides long. NCBI's taxonomy places the organism in Eukaryota, Metazoa, Rotifera, Eurotatoria, Adinetida, Adinetidae. The record is from the annotation of a GenBank genome assembly.
AUGGCCAACGCACUUUUUGUCGGCUCUUCACCAAUAGAAGAGAGCUCGAUUAUACCAACUCGAAAAACCUCACGUGCUAAUUCAAAUGUCGCGCAACGAUCAGCAGACGCUACCGGAAUGGUUUCACUGUCGCACACACCUUCGGCUGUACACGCACCGUUUCUUGCCGAAAUGAUAGCUGAAGCUCGUGCCGGUCUGGCUGAAGGUGGAAUACCUAUUGGCAGUAUUCUUGUUCGAAACGGUCAAGUUGUUGCGCGCGGACAUAACCGUCGUGUUCAACGUAAAUCAGCAAUAUUACAUGCAGAAAUGGAUUGUCUCGAAUCCAUUGGUCGACAAACGGCAGCAUUCUAUAAGGAAUGCACGAUCUAUACGACUUUAUCUCCUUGUUCGAUGUGUUCGGGUGCCAUUCGUCUUUAUGGAAUUCCACGCGUAGUCAUUGGAGAAAAUAGAACGUUCUGUGGAGAUGAAGCAACACUUCGAGCGGAUCAUGUACAACUUGAAUUAUUGGAUUCGAAUGAAUGUCGAGAACUUCUCGAGGAUUUUAUCAGAAAAAAUCCGUCCAUUUGGAACGAAGAUAUCGGUAUUAUCGAAAAUUAA